UGCGCGCCGCCAUUUGCAGCCUUGGCUAUAAAUCACCAUCCCGGCUGGCACCCGUUGAUCGCCGAGUAUUACUGAUGGGGGAGAGACCUGUGUAUAAACAACACAGAUCUCUCCCCUGUAAGCUCCUCCACACUGCUUUGUAUGGCUCUGCAUAGCAGAGCCAGUGGAAAGCACACACAGCACAUAGUAAAACAGCACACAGUUAACGUUUUGAUCACCCCACAUGUUAACCCCUUCCUGCCCAGUGCCAUUAGUACAGUGCCAGUGCUUUUUAUUAGCACUGAUAACUGUAUUGGUGUCACUGGGGAUGUCAGUGACACCAAGUCUGUUCCCCCCAGUGUCAGAAUGCCCGCCGCUUUCCUGCUAUAAGUCGCUGA
Messenger RNA from Staurois parvus, 377 nucleotides. The record is from the annotation of a GenBank genome assembly. NCBI's taxonomy places the organism in Eukaryota, Metazoa, Chordata, Amphibia, Anura, Ranidae.